Messenger RNA from Solanum tuberosum (potato), 2044 nucleotides. Its product is annotated as calcium-dependent protein kinase 4-like. Gene Ontology annotation, biological process: protein phosphorylation. Gene Ontology annotation, molecular function: calcium ion binding; protein kinase activity; ATP binding. Lineage: Eukaryota; Viridiplantae; Streptophyta; Magnoliopsida; Solanales; Solanaceae. The record is from RefSeq and is marked provisional.
UUUGUUGAAGAAAAAAAGUUGUGAAUGACGAAGGUGUUAUUGAUUCUGACAUUGCCGAGCUGAGGGGUUGUUGUGAUUUUGUGUUUGUUUGAUGGGCAAUACAUGCCGUGGAUCUAUUGGAGGCAAAACUUUUCAGGGCUACACUCAGCCUGAAGAUAGUUCCUGCUCCACCAAUCAUAACCCUUCUUCCGGCAAUUCUUAUUCUUCUUCUGACAAUUUUUCUCCCACCAGUAACGCUCAACAGAAUAGCAAUCACAAGAAGGAGCAUUCUUUGUCUCUUGUUAGUCCCAGAAAAGCUAGAAUGAAUCGUUCCGGGAGUAAUCAGGCUUAUUAUGUAAUGGGUCAUAUGACCCCGAAUAUUCGCGAUCUUUAUACUUUGGGAAGGAAAUUAGGACAAGGGCAGUUUGGGACUACUUAUUUAUGCACAGAGAAUUCUACCGGUGCUGAGUAUGCCUGUAAAUCAAUCUCGAAGAGGAAGUUGAUUUCGAAGGAGGAUGUGGAAGAUGUUAGAAGGGAAAUUCAGAUAAUGCAUCAUUUGUCUGGUCAUAGGAAUAUUGUUACUAUUAAAGGGGCUUAUGAGGAUCCUUUAUAUGUUCAUAUUGUCAUGGAGAUAUGUAGUGGUGGUGAGUUGUUCGAUCGGAUCAUACAACGAGGACAUUACAGUGAGAGAAAGGCAGCUGAAUUGACUAAAAUUAUUGUUGGGGUUGUGGAGGCGUGUCAUUCUCUUGGUGUUAUGCAUAGAGAUCUCAAACCUGAGAAUUUCUUGUUGGUUAAUAAGGAUAAUGAUUUCUCUCUCAAGGCCAUUGAUUUUGGACUCUCUGUUUUCUUCAAGCCAGGACAAAUAUUCACAGAUGUUGUUGGUAGUCCAUAUUAUGUGGCUCCUGAGGUGCUUUUGAAGCAUUAUGGUCCUGAAGCUGAUGUGUGGACAGCAGGAGUCAUACUCUACAUACUGCUAAGUGGUGUGCCACCAUUUUGGGCUGAAACACAGCAGGGAAUAUUUGACGCAGUUCUGAAAGGGCACAUUGAUUUUGACUCAGAUCCUUGGCCAUUGAUAUCUGAGAGUGCAAAAGAUCUUAUCCGGAAGAUGUUGUGCAUGCAGCCCUCGGAGCGGUUAACUGCUCAUGAAGUAUUGUGUCAUCCUUGGAUUUGUGAAAAUGGUGUCGCUCCUGAUAGAGCACUGGAUCCUGCAGUACUUUCUCGCCUGAAACAGUUCUCUGCUAUGAACAAGUUAAAAAAGAUGGCUUUGCGGGUGAUUGCUGAAAGCUUGUCUGAAGAAGAGAUUGCUGGUCUGAGAGAGAUGUUUAAGGCCAUGGAUACUGACAGUAGUGGUGCAAUUACAUUUGAUGAACUAAAAGCAGGGUUGAGAAAAUAUGGGUCUACGUUAAAGGAUACGGAGAUACGGGAACUUAUGGAUGCGGCUGAUGUGGACAAUAGUGGAACUAUUGACUAUGGAGAAUUCAUUGCGGCAACUGUUCAUCUUAAUAAAUUGGAGCGCGAGGAACAUCUCAUGGCCGCAUUUCAAUAUUUUGACAAGGAUGGAAGUGGUUACAUAACGGUUGAUGAGGUCCAGCAAGCUUGUAUAGAGCAUAACAUGACAGAUGUUUACUUUGAGGAUAUUAUAAGAGAAGUCGAUCAGGAUAAUGAUGGACGAAUUGAUUAUGGAGAAUUUGUUGCUAUGAUGCAAAAAGGAAAUCCGUGUAUAGGGAGACGAACAAUGCGAAAUAGUCUGAAUUUGAGCAUGAGAGAUGCACCGGGAGCUCAGUAGCUUCUCAGACAGACAUCUCAAGUAGGUUGUACAGAAAAGAGGCCAGGGCAAUAGACUUUCAUCCAAAGUAACAUCCAGUACCUUCGAGUUUGCGUAGAAGAGGAUGAGUGAAAGACCCUAUCGGACAGCUCUAUGCUUCCACGAUUUGUUGUGAGCUUUUUAUUUAGGUCUUAGUGUUGAAAAUGUUCCAACUUAUGUGUUCAAAUUAGUUGAGGCUUUCGUUCUUGUUUCAAAUUGUUAAAUUAAGUUGUUUUAUCUUAUGAUGUCUUAUUCCAUGAA